Xiphias gladius (swordfish) is the source of this 3872-nucleotide messenger RNA. Its product is annotated as transforming acidic coiled-coil-containing protein 1-like. The coding region runs from base 418 to 1959 and encodes 513 amino acids. Gene Ontology annotation, cellular component: cytoplasm. Gene Ontology annotation, biological process: mitotic spindle organization; cerebral cortex development; cell population proliferation. Lineage: Eukaryota; Metazoa; Chordata; Actinopteri; Istiophoriformes; Xiphiidae. The record is from RefSeq and is a predicted model, not a curated record. The transcript is spliced from 13 exons.
GGGAGGGGAGCAGAGAGAGGAGUGACUACUGAUGCUUCAGUAAUCUGUGCUGUGUGAGUCAGUGCUGUGGAGAGCAGAGCGGCAACAGAAACAGAAGCAGCAGCAACGUGAGACACGUUUCACUCUCAAAAGCGUCAACAACGCAGAGGAGCAGGAUGGGAAAACUGAGCGGCUAAGCAAGAGGAGGAAGUGAGACAGCCAUACAGAAAGAAAGAAGUGAGGGAGAGGAGCGAGAAGACGGAUCGACAGCUUCUUUUUUGACAGCCACCUUUUUUCGCUGUUGAAAGACUGACUGUGGAAGAUCACUGAUUUGCCAUUUUCAAUUGACAGAUCAGUCUAAACUGAUCCAGAGGAGGAGAAAGUUAAAUAUUAAACAUUGGAGGUGGCAUCAGGUUUAGGACUCGACGUGGUGCAGGGAUGUCCUGGUUGUCUCCAGUCCAGUGGGCCAAAUGGACAUGGUCAGCAGUGACUGGGGUUGCCGGAGAUGAUGGGGAGCCCAGAGCGAAGGAUGACAGAGAGGACAAUUCAGACUCGGAGGGAACCUUUGAGACUCCAGAGGUGGAGUCUCCAGGUGUUGUGAAGAUACUGAGCCAACUGGACAACUCCAACCAGACAGUUCUUCCUGAUGUAACAAACCCCCUUCUGGACAAGAACUCUAACCAGGAUGUCGGUACACUUUCAAUCCAAGAGGUUGAUUCCCUGAACAACCUCACCAGCUCCCUACCUAACAGCAGCAGCUUCAGUUUGGAUCAGAACCUUAAUUUGACCCUAAGCAACAAACCGAGUCCAGGUGACGGCCUCUUCCCGUCCACCCCUCUGCCCCAGCCUCAAGCUCUCCGGCCCCCGUCGCUCUCCGUCCUCUCCCCGCUGAACAAACCCGAUCCUACGGAGGUGGACGACGAGGCUCCGGUGACGUCUGACUCCAGCCCAGACUCAAACUUGAUCCCCAGUCAUGACGUUUGUGUGGACCCUGAUUUGCUCAAUGGCAACAUGAACUCUGACACUGUGCUGUCAAACACAAAACUGACCUGCGAGACCAGCAACACCAUAAUCACGAACUCCUGUAAAGUGAAGCAGAACCAGCCGAUGCAAAAGGACUUUGGUGCACAGGAUGACCAUCAUGGGGGCCACGCCACAGACGAAGAGAAGUUGGCGAGCAGUGCAAGUGUCAAACCAGACAAGGACCAAAGCAUGCAAGACUGCAAUAUGACAUCCAAACCUGAGGAGUCAGACUGCUGCUCUGUGCAGUACGAGGACACGUGCAAACGGAAGAACAAGUCGAGGGAAAGUGAGAUGCAGAAAACAGGAAGUCAGGUCCUGGAUUCCAUCUGCAUCAGUGAGGCAGAAAAGCAGGCCGUUCUCACCCUCAUUAGAGAGGAGAUCAUCACUAAAGAGGUGGAAGCCAGCGACUGGAAGAAAAAGUACGAAGACUGCAGACAAGAAGUCACUGAGAUGAGAAAGAUUGUUGCAGAGUAUGAGAAGACAAUUGCUCAGAUGAUCGAGGACGAGCAGCGCAACAGCCUGAGCUCCCAGAAGGCUUUGCACGCAGUGACAAUGGAGAAGGAAGCUGCCCUGGCAGAUCUGAACUCCGUGGAGCGCUCUCUGUCAGACGUGUUUCGGCGUUACGAAAAUAUGAAGAGCACGUUGGAGGGCUUUAAGAAAAAUGAAGAGGUGCUGAAGAAGUGUGCUCAGGAGUAUCUGGCUAGAGUCAAACAGGAGGAGCAGAGAUACCUGACACUUAAGCUCCAUGCUGAGGAGAAACUAGACAAGGCCAAUGAGGAGAUUGCACAGGUGCGCGCGAAGGCCAGCUCAGAGAACAUGGCGCUGACCGCCAGUCUGAGGAAGGAGCAGAUGAAGAAUGAGUCUCUGGAACAAGCCCUGCAGCAGAAGAAUCAAGAGAUGGAGGAACUCACAAAGAUCUGUGAUGAGCUGAUUGCCAAAAUGGGGAAAAUAGACUGAGAGACACUUCCUGUGAAACAGCCACUACCAUCCCUCUGGUCUUGCCUACAGUGACGCCCCGUGCAUGCCCCCAGCCAGGAAGCAGCUCUCAUACCCUGCGCCAGCCCUGCAUCUCAGAGACUGCUUAUGUACACAAGUCUAAAGUAACUUCCCGUAUACUGCAAUUGCACUACUUGUGGCCAGAAUCGAGAAGGUUCUGUAAAUGCUAAUUAUUGUUGGGACUUUGUUAUACGUGGUCACAUUGUUUUGUUUGCAUUUAUUGCCCAUUAUGAGGUCAUCUGGACCCCUUGUGCUUUCAUGCAUCAUGCCAGCGAACAACAACCUGCUUGUGACUCAACUUAAAUUCCCAGCAGCUUAACGGCUAAAUUCCUAAAUGCUCUUGCAGGAUGACAUCAGAUUUAGUGCAGGCUGGGCUUGUUGUGAAGUUUCAUUUGGGCUUGUGCUUGGAUGGGCUUUUUGACAAGGAUUGUUUUAAAGCAACAAUCCAUAAAAUGUAUUUGUCUGUGACGUAAACAAGGAUUUCACUCUGAAAGAGAGAGACUCAGGGGUAUUGUGUAAGGGAGAAUGAGGUCAGGGUUAAAGUCAAGCUGCACAAGAGCUGAAGAAAAGGAUUUAUGAUUGUUUGAGGAAGUACAGUAGUCCUGAGUAGCCUUUGGUUUGUUGAGGAGUGACACUGCAACCAGAAGAGUCUGGACCACUGUUCAGUGAAACUAAAGCUGCAAAUAAUUCAAAGUUUUUGCUUUACUUGAUUUACAGCACUACACAGAUGGGAUUUUAGACAAUUCAAGUUGCUGCAGAAUGUCUUUCACAGAGAAGUACAAUAACCUGACAAUCAUGGACUUUCCUGUGACUGUAUAAACUUUGUGGUGGUGUCUUUUCUGAUCCACAAAGUCAAUACAGAGACGACUUAAUCCUGAAGUGUAAAUCAGCUCCACCACUCUUCAUUAACUAUCAACUGGACAAAGUUAAAACAUAAUGACACUAUAUUUUGGUUGAAGAUAUUAAGAUUAGCAAGUGCUGAAAGUAAAGUUCUUUUUUUUAAACCAUCACUCUCUCACCGAGUGUCCACUAAUCACAUUUACCUCUUACCAUAAAGGAAACUAAGAGUUUGACAACUUUGUCAUAAGUUUUUUUUUUUUUUUUUUUGAACAUGUGAGCUCUCAUUACUGUAUUUACAGCACCACACUACUUAGUGUGAUAAAUCUGUGAUAAAUCUGUUUCUUUGCAUGUUUAUUUUCAUGGCUUUGCAUUCUCAGGAUUCAGAUUGUUUUCUUAACACACUAGUAAAACUGGUUGUGUUCGGCACAUUGCUUUAGUAAUGACUUGGAAGUUGUGACGUAACUGGGUACUAGUGAAAAUAUUUCAGAACUGGUGGCAAUGUGAUACCUGAGUAUUGAUUCUUAUUUAAAAAAAAACCAAAACAAAACACUUCAAUGCUUACCUUUUUCUACAAAAGAAAAUUUCUUUCCAACAACAUCAGUGUUUACUGGAGGCUUAACAAACUACUAUUUACCUCAGUAUAAGAAAAUUUCCAUUUCUAAACAUUAGUGACUAAACAUUUAGUUAUAAUUUUUGUUACUUUUCAGGUUUCAUUACUCAGUUCUGCGGAGUCAGUCAUAUCGAAAAAGUUUUAAUGUCUGAUAUGCAGCCAUUUAACCACCAUGUAAAUCCACUUAUGACACAAAACCCACGGGUGUGCCACAGUUUAUAUUUGUACCAUUCUAAUGUCACAUUACCUCUCGUCACUCAGCUGGUUCAUCUUUGUUUUAUGAAAAUACUGUUUUGUCACUUUAGCCCCUUUCUUCAGUUAUUGUUUGUGUUUGUAAAUUAGAAAUGGCAAUCUCACACUUGUGCUGACACAUUGAGGAUUAACAGUGAGUGUGUGUACAUUUGCCUAAAUAAAAACAAAAUAU